AUGGAGGAAGCAGUGAAGCUGGUCCGGUCCAAGAGUAUGACACUAUAUGGUGCUUCAAAAACGUUUAAAAUUCCCCUCUCCACUUUGGGUGACAAGGUGCGGGGGAGAAGGGCCGUCAAGCCUCAAGUUCAUAAGCUGCUCACUGACGAGGAGGAGGAGAGAUUGGUCAUGUGGAUCAAAGUCCAUGCCCAACGGUCAAUGGGGCGCACCCACGAAGACGUGCGGCAAAAGGUGAAGGAAAUAUUAGACCUGCGAGGAGCGUCAGUAAGGAGAGAAGAUGGCCUUCCUGGUAGGGACUGGGUGACCAACUUCAAAAAACGUCACCCAGGACUUAGCCUCCGAUCCCCUCAAGCUCUUGGCAAGGAGCGAGCCCUAGUGCAGGAGAAGGACAUUAGGGACUGGUUCUCCGAAAUGAAGAAAUAUCUCGACUCUCGAGACCCAGCCCUCCUCAAAAGCCCAGAUAGAAUCUUCAACGCAGAUGAGACUGGUUUCGCGUUCGCACCUGUCUCCAAGCGAGUCCUGGCCCCGGUGGGCAUGAAGCAUGUGUAUAACAUCUGCAAUAACACGAAGAAUCAGAUAACAGUGUUGGCAUGUGCAUCAGCUGCUGGGGAAUACGUGAAUCCCCUGCUGGUUUUUCCGAGGAAAAGAAUGCCCUCAGCCAACUUCCUUGCUGGCUUCAAGGACGCGUUCAUGCAGCUAUCAAGCAAUGGAUGGGUGAACGUUACCAUCUUCCACACCUUCAUAAAGGAUGUAUUUACACCAUUCAUCGCGGAAAAGCCAAAGCCAGUCGUCCUUUUCGUCGAUGGACACACAAGUCACAACAGUGACAUUGGCACGCUCAAGAUGUGUGAGGAACAUGGCAUCAUACUCUAUGGCCUUCUUCCUCAUGCCUCUCACAUAAUUCAGCCUCUAGACCUAUCGGUAUUCGGUUCCAUGAAGGCAAGAUGGUCGGUGGUGGUGAAGCAGCACCUGGAGGAGACAGGGGAGACGCCAUCAGCGGCCAAUUUUUCGCACCUGUUGAAAAAAGUGUGGGAGCAUUGUGCCACGCCAGAAGCCAGCCUGAAAGGUUUCAGACGUUCAGGCAUCUUUCCUUUUAACCCAGAGAGCCCUCUGACAAGUGGCAAAAUGGAGGCCAGUAGGAGUUUCUUCUCCAGCCCUGAAGAUACUGCCCUCCCUCAGGUGGCUACAACCAAGCUCGAUGCCGUCAGUUCCCUUCUGCGCCUGUCCUCCAUGUUAGGCAUCAUCAGAUGUGAAAGUUACCUGGAUAUGCUGAAGGAAAGAAAGACGUCAGAGGACAAAGAAUUUCAAGAAUUUCAGAGGACACUGGUGGCAGCAGGUGUACUCGAGGUUCAAGACCAGGGCAUCCCAGCCUCAUCUGUUCCCUCCAGACGCAAAAGCUUGGAUGACCUGUUUGCCCCACCCCAACUCCCAAAGAACAAGAGGGGCACAGCUUCCAAAAAGAACUCCUCAUUGACCAUGGCCUUCAGUUCAGAUCAGUACAGGAACUUCUUACAAGGAAAGGAAGACAAGGCCAGGAUGGAGAAAGAGAUGAAAGAGAGAAGGAAGAAAGAUCGAGAGGAAGCAAAAGCAAGGAAAGAGCAAGAGAAGAAGGAGCGUCAGGAAAAAGCUAGAGUUGAGCGAGAGAGAAAGAAACAAGAGAAAAAGGAAACACAGGAGAGGAAGCAGUGUGAUUUUGUGACCAAGGGAUAA
This is a messenger RNA of Aplysia californica (California sea hare), 1710 nucleotides long. Its product is annotated as tigger transposable element-derived protein 6-like. Gene Ontology annotation, cellular component: nucleus. The record is from RefSeq and is a predicted model, not a curated record. NCBI's taxonomy places the organism in Eukaryota, Metazoa, Mollusca, Gastropoda, Aplysiida, Aplysiidae. Gene Ontology annotation, molecular function: DNA binding. The transcript is spliced from 3 exons. Bases 1 to 1710 code for a protein of 569 amino acids.